CAAUCCUCUCUCCUCGACCGCUGCCUUAUCCAAAAUACCAAGGCCAACCCUCCUUUCUUGCUCACUCGAUCGUCGAUCUCAGCCAUCCCCAGCAGGAAAAUCUGAAGAGAGAGCCAAGACCAGCCAUGUCCUCAUCCUUCUACGUCGCCCCAAGCCAGCAGCGCACUCUGCGCGCCUGCAUGGUCUGCUCCCUCGUCCAACUACACAGCAAAUUCAUGCGCGAAGGCUGCCCAAACUGCGAUAACGUUCUCGGCCUCCGCGGCAACAACGACGCCAUCCAGGAAUGCACCUCGCAGGUCUUCGAGGGCCUGAUUACCCUGCGCGAUCCGACGACGAGCUGGGUUGCCCGCUGGCAGCGGUUGGAGGGAUAUGUGGCGGGGACAUAUGCUGUUAAAGUGACGGGAUCGUUGCCAGACGAUGUCAUUACGAAUUUGGAGGAUUCGGGGGUCAAGUAUAUCCCGAGGGACGGUAGUGCGUUGGAGGAGGAGGCAUAAGAUAUUCGAUUUAAUGGUCCUCGGAGGAAGUACAUUUUGCUUGGAUCUAGGGGUGUCUACAGGUGGACGAAUUCUUCGUCAAAGCAUGAGCUUGGAGUUUCGGUGUUAUACAUACGGCAUCGGGUUAGUAAAUGGGCUUGCGCUGGAGUUUGCUCCUUUUUCUUUCUUAGAUCUCCAGAUGAUUUUCAGGCCAAUGAUGUUUCUACAGCGCUCCUUUUUAAAUCGCCGAUACCCUGUCUCUACGCUUGGAGAAUAUCCAUUGAGAGUGAUCAUAUUUGAGUACCACUUUUAGAAC
Aspergillus novofumigatus IBT 16806 is the source of this 789-nucleotide messenger RNA. It is a transcript of the gene spt4, whose product is annotated as transcription elongation factor SPT4. The transcript has 4 exons. The record is from RefSeq and is a predicted model, not a curated record. NCBI's taxonomy places the organism in Eukaryota, Fungi, Ascomycota, Eurotiomycetes, Eurotiales, Aspergillaceae. The coding region runs from base 126 to 494 and encodes 122 amino acids. Gene Ontology annotation, biological process: regulation of transcription elongation by RNA polymerase II; chromatin organization; positive regulation of DNA-templated transcription, elongation. Gene Ontology annotation, cellular component: nucleus; DSIF complex. Gene Ontology annotation, molecular function: RNA polymerase II complex binding; zinc ion binding.